This is a messenger RNA of Drosophila busckii, 2569 nucleotides long. It is a transcript of the gene Sur-8, whose product is annotated as leucine-rich repeat protein soc-2 homolog. The coding region runs from base 237 to 2132 and encodes 631 amino acids. Lineage: Eukaryota; Metazoa; Arthropoda; Insecta; Diptera; Drosophilidae. Gene Ontology annotation, molecular function: protein binding. The record is from RefSeq and is a predicted model, not a curated record. The transcript is spliced from 3 exons.
UUCUGCGGCUGUUGUUGUUAUUCUGUGUAAGAAUUUCCGCUACAGCUGUAAUUUAUCGUGUAAAACAAAACAAAGACAAAUAAUAUAUUUAAUGGUGGCUUAAUAGCGAAACUAUUGCAAAGGCAACGAGUUCCACUGACAGCAGCUCUAGCUGUUGUUCAAGUUGCUGCUGCUUUCAGUUUGGCAUACUUCUGGGCAACAUAUUGUCGCCAACGACCGCAAGACUGGGCAAAAUUAUGAACUUGUGCUCCUCGGCUGGUGCAACAGCUUCGACCACAUCAUUAUCGUCCACGGGGCACUCUGACAGCAACGGUAGCAACGCCUCGGAGUCCAUACAUUGCUUUGGCGUUGGAGGAGGAGGAGGUGGCGGCGGCGGCGGCAGCGGUGGCGGAGGUGGCAGUGCCGGUGGAGGAGCUAGUGGGGAUAGAGCUGACACAGCGCCAAACGGUUCGAGCAGCAACGGUAACGGUGGCGGUAACAAUCCGGCCAAUAGCAACGGUUUUAGCCACACACAACACACACACAACGAAAACAACGCAACAAUUAUGCCGCCCGAAACACGUCCGAAAAUGGUGACAGUGAAGCAUCCGGAAUCAAACAAACCGAAGCCCACCACCAAAAAGAUUGUGAAAAAUAUACAAGCCGAUCAGGAUGUAAUCAAAGCUCUACAGCGCUGCCGCGAUGAAGGCAUCAAACGCUUGGAUUUGAGCAAAUCCUCCAUAACAGUGCUGCCGAAUACGGUGCGGGAAUGCGUGCAUCUCACCGAGCUGUAUCUGUAUAGCAAUAAGAUUGGCCAACUGCCCACAGAGAUUGGCUGUCUGGUGAACUUGCGCAAUCUGGCGCUGAAUGAGAACUCGCUGACAUCGCUGCCGGAAUCGCUGAGGAACUGCACACAGCUGAAGGUGCUGGACUUGCGGCACAACAAGCUGGCGGAGAUACCGCAGGUGAUCUACAAACUACGCUCCUUAACCACACUCUAUCUGCGCUUCAAUAGAAUCACCGCUGUGGCGGACGAGCUGCGCCAGCUGGUGAACCUCACUAUGCUGAGUUUGCGCGAGAAUAAAAUCAAAGAACUGGGCAGCGCCAUUGGUGCAUUGGUCAACCUCACCACGCUCGAUGUGUCGCACAAUCAUCUGGAGCAUCUGCCGGAGGAUAUAGGCAACUGUGUUAACCUCAGCGCGCUGGAUUUGCAACACAACGAACUGCUGGACAUACCCGAUAGCAUUGGCAAUCUCAAGUCGCUGGUGCGUCUGGGCUUGCGUUACAAUCGCCUCAGCUGCGUGCCCAUGACGCUGAAGAACUGCAAGAGCAUGGAUGAGUUCAAUGUGGAGGGCAAUGGCAUCACACAACUGCCGGAUGGCAUGCUGGCCAGCUUAAGUGCAUUGACCAGCAUCACCCUGUCACGCAAUCAGUUCACCAGCUAUCCCACUGGCGGCCCAGCGCAGUUUACGAACGUCUAUAGCAUCAACUUGGAACACAAUCGCAUUGAUAAGAUACCAUAUGGCAUAUUUUCGCGUGCCCAGGGGCUGACCAAGCUGAACAUGAAGGAGAACAUGCUUACUGCCUUGCCUCUGGAUGUGGGCACCUGGGUGAACAUGGUGGAGCUCAAUCUAGCCACCAAUGCGCUGCAGAAACUGCCCGAUGAUAUUAUGAAUCUGCAGAACUUGGAAAUACUCAUACUGUCCAACAAUAUGCUCAAGAAGAUACCCAAUACGAUUGGCAACUUGCGUAAGCUGCGCAUUCUGGACCUCGAGGAGAAUCGCAUUGAGAUACUGCCGCAUGAGAUUGGAUUGCUGCACGAGCUGCAGCGCCUGAUACUGCAAACAAAUCAGAUAACUAUGCUGCCGCGUAGUAUUGGACACUUGGGCAACUUGACGCAUCUGUCGGUGAGCGAGAAUAAUUUGCAGUUUUUGCCCGAGGAAAUUGGUUCGCUGGAGAGUCUGGAGAAUCUUUAUAUCAAUCAAAAUCCAGGGCUCGAGAAGCUGCCGUUCGAGCUGGCGCUGUGCCAAAACUUAAAGUAUUUAAAUAUUGAUAAAUGCCCGCUGGGCACCAUACCGCCCGAGAUUCAAGCCGGCGGUCCAUCGCUGGUGCUCCAGUGGCUCAAGAUGCAUUCACCGUAUCGGCAGAUGUGAGAUGUGGACGGCGUCUGGCGCACCGUUUAUGUGGGCAGCGACUGCUACUAUCAGUAUGAGCUGCAAACGGUGGCACAGGCGUCGGGUAAACAGUCAGGCGAGCGUCGUUAAGUCGUUUAGGCCUCUAUUUUGAACCCAACAUCUCCUUCCUCCCCCUCCCCCCUUCAGCAGAUGACUGGAAUGCGUUGGCUGGCAAAAAUGAUAGCUUUAAAAUAAACAAAAGUAAAUGUUAUACCAAUGUCCCGCGUAUUAUAAAUGAACAAAACAAACUGCCCCGAUUUGCUUUUAACCUAUAACUUUUUCAUUUAUUUCGAAAGACCUUUAGUUAAUUAAUUUAAAUGCUUCCAAGCUAGUCAUAAAACAAAAACGAAAUUCAAAUAUAUGAAUGCUUUUGACUUUUUGCUUUAAACACAAACGAAAAGCUAAAAUCGAAUAUU